AUACCAAUCUCUCUCUUCCCUCUCAAGGUUCUCUUUGUCCCUUAUCGGCUCACGUUCUCACUUUCUCGCCGCAGAGAGAAGAUUUUCCCCAGCCAGAGAAACCGAGAGAAAAUCCGACAAAAUUCACGAAGCUGUUUGGGCAGACAAAGGAAGGAAGCGAAGAAGAUUAUAGACCUUACAUACAUAGAAGUCUUCAUGGCGUUGGCAGUCUUUCUUCCAUCGAUCUGAUCCUGGAACCCUAGAACUGCAUCGCUCCUCCCUCUUUCAGGCCUGCGCGGGUCUGCCUUAUCAAUUAUUGUGGUGUUCGAACCUGAGAAUUUCGGUUUUUGAGCUCCUUUCGUCUCAGCUUCUCGUGUACGCGAACCCUAGAUUCGGUGCUUGGCUGCCCCUUGUGUUUCUGGUUCGAUCUAGGUUGUGGCUGCGCUGUUUCGGUGCUGCGCGCUACAUAACAGUGUUGUGAGGGGUUUUGCUCAUGCGGGUUGGUUUUCAUGCCGCCAGAGCCUGUACCGUGGGAUCGGAAGGACUUCUUCAAGGAAAGGAAGCACGAGAGGCCCGAGUCAUUAGGCUCCGCCUCUCGGUGGAGGGACUCCCCUUCCCAUCACGGAUCGCGCGAUUUUGCACGAUGGGGAUCGGGAGACUUUCGCAGAGCUCCUGGCCAUGGUAAGCUGGGUGGUUGGCACGUAUUUUCUGAGGAAAAUGGUCUUGGAUAUUCGCCCUCGCGGUCUGGUGGCAAGAUACCGGAAGAUGACUGGCCAUCCAUUUCGCGUGGAGAUGGGAAAUAUGGAAGGAACAGUCGUGAGAAUAGAGGGUCUUUUACUUCCAGAGAAUGGAAAGGUCAUACUGGGGAAACGAGCAAUGGGCCCUUGAAUGCACCUUCGAGGCUGAUUGAUGUCGAUAAUGGUGAUCAGAGGUCUGUUGAUAAUGUGCCUCAUUCCGACAUUGUGAACUCAUGGGAUCAGCUUCACUUGAAAGAACGACAUGAUAAUAAGAUAGCCCUUGCCAAUGGGUUGAGCACUGGCCAGAGAUCUGAGAGAGAGAACUCACUGGAUUGGAAAUCUCUUAAAUGGACCCGUUCUGGUAGUUUGUCUUCACGGGGCUCUGGUUUCAGCCAUUCAAGCAGCUCAAAGAGCCUAGGUGGUGCGGACUUCAAUGAAGGAAAGACUGAAUUGCUGCCUAAGAAUGCUUCUCCUGUCCAAUCACCUUCACUUGAUGGUGCUGCCUGUGUAACAUCUUCGGCGCCCUUUGAAGAUACAACUUCUAGAAAGAAGCCACGUCUUGGAUGGGGUGAGGGACUUGCAAAGUAUGAGAAGAAGAAAGUUGAGGGCCCUGAUGUUUGUGUUAAUAAAGAGGGAACUGUUGUAUGUGCUAUUAAUAUAGAUUCCAACCAUUCUCCGAGCUCUAACUUGGCUGACAAGAGCCCUAAAGUCAUGGGCUUUUCAGAUUGUGCAUCUCCUGCUACUCCGUCAUCGGUUGCUUGUAGUUCCUCUCCAGUUCUAAUGUUGCUAUCCUUUGGAUGCCUAAAUACUGCUAUACUUGUUGCUAUUGCCUUUAGUGGCUUUUUUUGCUUGUUGAUUAUAAAUCUGGAUUUUGAAAAUGAAGAUUUUGCUAUAUUUGGUUUUGACAAUGAAGAUUGUUAUACUGCCAACGAUGAUUAUAUUUCUUAUUUGUUUAUUUAUUUUAAGAGAGACGAUAUUGGUAAUAUCUUCCGGAGAGGGUAUAAUGAUUCUAAAGCACCUCAGGUUGAUGAUGUCUUGGUGGAAAGGCUGGGCAAUUCUGAUAUUCAGGAGAAUGAAAGAGAAACUGUUGCUGCUGAUGUGUUAGCACACAUUUGCAGUUCCUUGUCCUCAGAGGCAAUGAGUUUUUGCUUAACUAGUUCUGCUGACCAUGUGGAGGGCUAUCAAGAGCGGAGGUAUCAGAAUAUGAAUUCUGUCGUAAAAGGGCCUUCAACAUCUGGUUUGACACAGUAUGUUGACGAUGAGACUUGCUCGGAUGACAGUAGUGGAGAAAUGGAUCCAGCUGAUUGGACAGAUGGGGAGAAAUCUAUCUUUAUACAGGCCGUGUCAUCCUAUGGUAAGGAUUUCGCGAUGAUUGCUCAAUGUGUUCGAACUAGGUCUAUGGAUCAGUGCAAGGUCUUCUAUAGCAAGGCUCGGAAGUGCCUUGGACUGGAUCUGCUUCAUCCUGAACCCCGCAAUAUGGGAACACCAGCAAGUGAUGAUGCGAAUGGAGGUGGUGGUGAUGCAGAAGAUGCUUCUAUUUUGGAGACAGGUUCAACCAUUUGCAGUGAUAAGAUGGGCUCUAAGAUGGGUGAGGACUUGCCAUUGUCUGUCAUGAAUUUAAAACAGGAUGAAUCCAAUCCUAUGAAGUACAUGGAUUUGGAAACUGACCUGAACAGAUCAGAAGGAAACGGUUGGAUGGGACCUCUUGAAUCUAGCAAUUGCAAGACAGUUAAAACAUUGGUGCCUGAUAUGUGCCAGACAGAGGUUAGGACUGAGCAAGUUUCUGAAUUUGACCAAAAAUCAUCAGUUGAAUCAGCCACUACCGAAGCUAGAAAAGAUGAAGUGACUGAACGGGGCUUUGCAACCGUCUCAAUUUCAGUUGGAGAGGCAGUUGACCUAGGUGCAUCUGGUUCAAAUGCUAUGGUUGAGAGAGAGGCUGGUGGCGAGGCUUCUAGUCAAAAUAGUUUUGAGAGAGAAGUUUUAUUGCCAAGCCUGAGUGAUAAACUGGAUAGAACGCACUGUGCUGACCCAAGGAGCCAUGGUGGCCCAAUUCAAGAUCCAAAUACUAGUGGAAAUGCUCUUCAACCGUCUGUAGGUACUAGUUCUUGUUCAGGAUCAAGGCCAAUCCCUGAAAACGAGCAACAGGUUUUGCCUAAGUUGGAUAGCCUGGGAAAACCUCCCAUCAUAUUCAUUCCUAGGGAGCAUUGUGUUUCUACUUCUAUUUCUGUUGCACAAGAUUCAGCUUUCAUUCAAAGUGAUAUUGUCCAGGAUAGGUUGUCAUCGACUCUUGAUGUUCCGGCUAGUGCAGAUAAGCAAGAUCAUAAAUCCGUUGGCCAGGGUGACUGUCAACAACAUUUGUCUCUGCAUCCUUCAUUGAACCAUGUUGAAUCCCCCCAGAUUAUCACUGGUUAUCCUUUGCAAAUUCCAACUAAGGAGAUGAACAGUGAUUCAAGUUGCAGGCAGUUAUCUGAAGUCCAUAACUACUGCAAGUCAGAUGAGAAUUUGACUGGACGAUCUUUGACUCAGGAUUGCUUUCUUCAAAAGUGUAACAGUUCAAAUCCUCUGUGUACAGUGGCAGAGUUCGCACCGCUGUCCCAAAAGAAAGAUCAAAUUGCUGGUUAUCCAAGAGGCAGGAGUUUGUCUGAUGUGGAAAAACCAUGUGGGAAUGGUGAUUUCAAGUUGUUUGGUACAAUACUCAGUCAUCCCUCUGCACAGAAUAUGGAUUCCAUUUCUAUUACUCAUGAGAAUGAUGAGAAGGGGAUUCAUCAUCCUAGACAGAGUAGCAAGACUUCAAAUCUUAAAUUCACCAGCCGUCCCAUUGCAGAUGGAAGUACAGGUGUCCUGCAGUUUGACCGAAACAAUUAUAUGGGGGGCCUUGAGAAUGUUCCCAUUAGCAGUUAUGGCUUCUGGGAUGGGAAUCGAAUACAAACUGGUUUUUCAGCGUUGCCUGAUUCUGCUCAUUUGCCGUCUACGUAUCCUGCUGCAUUUGCCAAUUAUCCGGAUUCCACAUCUAAAAUGGUCCAGCAAUCAUUGCAGGCUGUUAUUAAGAACAAUGAACGAAUUGUGAAUGGUGUUUCAAUCUUCUCUCCUAGGGAGAUAGGAGCUGCUAAUGGACUAUUGGAUUAUCAGCUGUACAGGAGUCCUGAUGGUACUGAAGUGCAUCCAUUUGCAGUAGAUACGAGGCAACGGCGUGAAGCAUUGCUUGCUGAGUUACAAAAACGAAAUGGUUAUGAAGCAGUCUUGAAUUCACAGCAGCAGCAAGGAAGGGCGAUGGUGGGGAUGAAUGUCGUGGGAAGAGGAGGAAUCCUUGUUGGGGGACCUUGCACAGGUGUUUCUGAUCCUGUAGCUGCGAUCAAGAUGCAUUAUGCCAAAACCGACCGGUAUGGUGGCCAUGGUGGUAUCGCCAGGGAGCAGGAUUGGAGAGGCAAUGGGGACGUAGGCAGGUAGUAGGAGUGCAGAGGGCCACUUAAGGAGGCCCUCGUCGGCAAAUAUCUUGUUUUGCCGUUAUCCUGUAUUAUAGUUUUUGUAUUGUUCAACGGAAUGAAUGAUAGGGCAUUAGAAGGUUCUCAAGUUUUUUGGCAAGAUAUGUUAGGUGCUUGUAGCAUUUACUGCAGGCAGCUUUGUAUUUGUUGUAUCUGAGAUUAAAAAAAAAUACUGAAUAAUCUGCCAAAAAAAUUGGGAGCAAUAUUAGUUAGUUAUACUCCAUU
This is a messenger RNA of Tripterygium wilfordii, 4423 nucleotides long. RefSeq lists its product as uncharacterized. The transcript has 5 exons. NCBI's taxonomy places the organism in Eukaryota, Viridiplantae, Streptophyta, Magnoliopsida, Celastrales, Celastraceae. The coding region runs from base 489 to 4163 and encodes 1224 amino acids. The record is from RefSeq and is a predicted model, not a curated record.